UAUAAAUAGCUCGGCGGCGGGCGUGUUCAGUCUCUUUGAGUACAGCCGCUGGUGUGUCCGCACCUUCUGAUAGCCUGCUCCUGGCUCACCGCUGUUCGCUCUCACUGUACACGAAUAAGUCGGUCAGGAAGGUGAUCAGACAUGGCAUUUAAAGACGCAGGCAAAGCCCCUGUUGAUCAGGAAGUGGCCAUUCAUCGUAUCAGAAUUACACUCACAAGUCGCAAUGUGAAGUCCCUGGAGAAAGUCUGUGCUGACCUGAUCCGUGGAGCUAAGGAGAAGAACCUGAAGGUGAAGGGCCCUGUACGCAUGCCCACCAAGACUCUGCGUAUCACUACAAGAAAAACCCCUUGUGGUGAGGGAUCGAAGACAUGGGAUCGCUUCCAGAUGCGUAUCCACAAGCGUCUAAUUGAUCUACACAGCCCAUCUGAGAUUGUGAAGCAGAUCACUUCCAUCAGUAUUGAGCCUGGUGUAGAAGUUGAAGUCACCAUUGCUGAUGCAUAAAUGCCACACUUCCUCAAUAAAACAUCUUGAAUGAAG
Molecule: messenger RNA, 537 nt
Organism: Bufo bufo (common toad)
Lineage: Eukaryota; Metazoa; Chordata; Amphibia; Anura; Bufonidae
Gene: RPS20
Product: ribosomal protein S20
Exons: 4
Coding region: 142-501 (119 amino acids)
Biological process (GO): translation
Cellular component (GO): ribosome; cytosolic small ribosomal subunit
Molecular function (GO): structural constituent of ribosome; RNA binding
Source: RefSeq, a predicted model, not a curated record